AUGUCAGAUAGACCCAAGCGCAAGGCCACUGAUGAUCCUCACAGUCCUUCUGUACGUGGUCACUUCAGGCCGCAACCAACGAUAAGAUGGUCAAUCGAGCCCAAUUCGAUUGAAUCAUUCUUACGCGAUAACAGUCGAGACCGCCUAUAUGUUCCUCCAAUAGCCUGGACUUUGAGACAUUUGCGGCUCUUGGGCUGCAGGUUCACUCUGCAGACAAGCAAGAGGAAGGAGCGCCCACACUCGCAAGUUGUGAUAUCGGAUUCGCCCGUUCACGAUCUCCGAAAACCGAAUCUGCCUGCAGACCUCCGUCGUGCGAUGCUGCAGUUUGGAGGGCGAAGGACGUCAGAGGUCAGGAAAACGGCUAUCAAAGAAAUAGUCGGCGCCUAUGGUUUCUCCCGUCUCAGCCACAGCUAUGAAUCUUUGUCUUUCUACUUCCGCCAGCAGCCUGUCGCGAGUGUUUGGACAGAGGGGGUAUUCUCCCGCAAAUCCACUGGUCCAUCUCUCGCCUAUGUCACAUUCGAUGGAAUACAAUCCCGUCGGAGCAAGUUCGUACACAACUCACCGGGAAAGGGAUUCAACGAGCCCGUGUUUAGGACAUGUGAUAAAAAGCUGCGAUCUCUUCAGCCAGAAAAUACUGUCGAAGAUCCAUAUAUAAUGGGAAUCUUAGUCGCGCUUGCCCAAGAGCAGCGGCGACACAGACAGAUAAAUGAGCACGACGGGGAAGAAGCUGCCGAGUGCUCAAUCAUGCAACGUGACGAUGGACACACAACCAACAGCACAUCUUCUGGCACGCCACCUCCUUGCGGUACCGACCGAAGCCCUCAUAACUGUGGCCAGUGUCUCAGGGUCGCCGUCCUUGCCACUUCUGGGGUGAAAGACGAAGGUCUAUACGUCUACACCGCUUCUAUCUCUGUCGCGUUUCUUAGGAAGUUUGACGAACAGUGGCGCUCUUCACCGAGCCCUCCGGUUAUGAUAGAAUACUAUUCUAUACCUCUUAGGUCUCCUACGAAGUCGCUGAACAAGCUGCACCGAGUACUCUGUGCUGAGUCGUGCCGCUUUUGUGUCCGCGAUAGCCCACAAGCUCUUGGCUGA
Messenger RNA from Aspergillus vadensis CBS 113365, 1092 nucleotides. RefSeq lists its product as uncharacterized. The record is from RefSeq and is a predicted model, not a curated record. Bases 1 to 1092 code for a protein of 363 amino acids. NCBI's taxonomy places the organism in Eukaryota, Fungi, Ascomycota, Eurotiomycetes, Eurotiales, Aspergillaceae. The transcript is spliced from 3 exons.